Messenger RNA from Perca flavescens (yellow perch), 5395 nucleotides. It is a transcript of the gene sgsm1a, whose product is annotated as small G protein signaling modulator 1a. Lineage: Eukaryota; Metazoa; Chordata; Actinopteri; Perciformes; Percidae. The coding region runs from base 53 to 3982 and encodes 1309 amino acids. The transcript has 25 exons. Gene Ontology annotation, molecular function: GTPase activator activity. The record is from RefSeq and is a predicted model, not a curated record. Gene Ontology annotation, biological process: activation of GTPase activity.
GCAGCACUCGGCUGAUGGGAGGGUUGCCGCUUGCAGACAGGAGACAGGAUCCAUGGCAACAAACAUGGCAGAGGCAGAGACCCGUCAGAGGCUGCUGCGCACCGUUAAGAAGGAGGUGAAGCAGAUUAUGGAGGAAGCUGUCACCAGGAAAUUUGUUCAUGAAGACAGCAGCCAUAUUGUGUCCUUUUGUGCUGCAGUGGAGGCAUGUGUUCUGCAUGGGCUGAAACGGCGAGCAGCAGGCUUUCUGCGUAGCAACAAGAUAGCUGCACUCUUCAUGAAAGUGGGGAAGAGCUUCGUCCCAGCUGAGGAGCUGUGUAGGAAGGCCCAGGAGCUCGAGCAGAUCAUCGAGACAAAACGAAGUCAAAGCUUGCAAAGUCAAGACAGCCUUCGCAAGAUGCCCCGACUGCCCAGCCUCACCCAACAGGGAGUCAGGAACCUGUGGAUCCGGACGGCUCUAUUUGACAAGGUGCUGGACAAGAUUGUCCUCUACCUGGUGGAGAACAGCAGUAAAUACUACGAGAAAGAGGCUGUUCUAAUGGACCCUGUGGACGGACCUAUCCUUGCUUCUUUGUUAGUUGGACCUUGUGCUUUGGAGUACACUAAGAUGAAGACAGCAGACCACUUCUGGACAGACCCGUCUGCCGACGAGUUGGUGCAAAGACAUCGCAUCCAUGGGGGCCACUGCAGACAGGAUUCUCCCACUAAGAGGCCUGCACUGUGUAUCCAGAAGCGGCACUCCAGCAGCAGCAUGGAUGAACGCCCUUCCCCCUCGCCAUCAGCUCGUGAAUAUGUGGAGUCGCUGCAUCAAAACAGCAGGGUGACCCUACUGUUUGGCAAAAACAAUGUGCUUGUACAACCGAGGGACGACAUGGAGGCUAUCCCAGGUUACCUGUCUCUGCACCAGAAUGCUGAUCUCAUGACCCUGAAAUGGACACCGAACCAGCUCAUGAAUGGCUCUGUUGGAGACUUGGACUACGAACGCAGUGUAUACUGGGACUAUGCCAUGACGAUCCCUCUAGGGGAAAUAGUUUACUUGCACUGUCAUCAACAAGUUGACAGUGGGGGGACGGUGGUGCUGGUCAGUCAGGAUGGGAUCCAAAGACCUCCACUUCGCUUCCCCAGAGGAGGCCACUUGCUCCAGUUCCUCUCCUGCCUGGAGAACGGCCUGCUUCCCCACGGCCUGCUGGACCCUCCACUCUGGUCCCAGAGGGGAAAGGGGAAGGUGUUUCCCAAGCUGCGGAACAGGGUUCCUCAGGGAUCUGGAUCCUCAGACUCGGUCUCAGAUAAGGAGGAGGACGAGGCCACAGACUAUGUCUUCCGCAUCCUCUUUCCAAACAGCCAGUCAGAGUUUGUGAGUCCUCCAGACUUGAUGGAUCAGGGAGCUACAAUGUGGCAUCCCACUCUCAGGAAGUCCUCGUGUUCCUCUUGUUCUCCGGGGAGCUUCUCCGAUGGGGCGAUGCCCAAGGGGUGCAACCAUGAGAGGGCUCCUCUGAAGCUGCUAUGCGACAACAUGAAGAAUCAGAUCAUCUCUCGGGCUUUUUAUGGCUGGUUAGCAUACUGCCGUCACCUGUCCACUGUGCGUACACACCUGUCCGCUCUCGUCAAUCACGCCAUUGUGGCGCCCGACGUGCCUCGUGAUGCCUGCAAAGGACUCACCACAGACGUGUGGCAGGCGUUUCUCCAGGACUGCACAGCAUACGAGGAGAAGGAGCUGCUUCGUCUGGUCUACUUCGGUGGCGUGGACGCCUCGCUGCGUAAAGAGGUGUGGCCUUUCCUGCUGGGUCAUUACCAGUUUGGAAUGUCAGAAACUGAGAGAAAGGAGGUGGAUGAACAGGUCCGAGUGUGCUACCACCAGACCAUGCGUGAGUGGCUCGGCUGCGAGGAGAUUGUCCGCCAGCGGGAGAAGGAGCAGCAUGCUGCAGCAUUAGCAAAGUGUUCCUCUGGAGCGAGCAUGGACAUCUCCAGUCAGAAGAUGAUCCACCACAACUCCACUGUCAGCAAUGAGUCCCAGUCCCCCCAGAGCUCAGACAGGCAGAGUCUGGCUCGCCUGCAGAGUGAUUCCAGCAGCAGCACACAGUUCUUCACAUCCUCCCAUCCCUUCCCCUGGAGUAGCCUGCUUCCCUUUGGCUUGUUCUUUCAGGUGUUUGAGUCCGUAGAGGAGGUUGACCAAAUCGAGACGGAGCCCAAGAGCGAAGAGGCCAAACCGGUGCCAAAGAUACCCAAUGGAGCUCUGCAGAACGGGACAAGCUCUCCUGACUCCGGACAUCCUUCCUCCCGUAACUUCUCAGUCACCUCCGGCCUGUCGGACGGCUCACUCACAGAGGACAGCGCUGCACCUGAUACAAUCCCGAGAUCUGCAGCUGUCCCUCAGGCGCCACAGAGCCCAGUCAAACCUGCAGGGGUAGAGAAUGAAGGUCUGACAGGGGAGAUGGACGGCCAGGUGAAAGGUAUAGUUAAGAACAAGGAGGGGGAGGAGGAAGAGGAGGAGGAGAAAGCACCUGAUGUGACCAAAACUGCAGAAAAUACCAAGACUGAGGGGCUGGUGAAGGCCAACAAAGACACAGGUCUGCAACCCAAAACACAAGAAGCAGUUGAGGAGUCUGGAGCAAUUAAAACAGAGGGGCCCAAGUGUGUAGAUAAAGAUGCACUGGCAGACAUUAAAGGAAUGGAACCUUUAGAGUCAGGGGUAAUAGAAAAGCAAGUGCCCGAUGAGGAUACUAUGAUGGUAUUAGCAGCUACUGCAGAAUCAAAAGGAGAACUUGUUGAGCAAAGUCUUAAAAAAGAAGUACAAGUGAGUAUUGCGGAAACAUCAACACUUAAGAAAACAGAACCAAAUGUGGAAAAGACAAAGGAAAUGAAUGAAUCAAAGACAAGUAAACCGCAAGAGGUUUUAUUGGCAGAAAGGAGAGAAAAUAUAUCCGUUGAUCCUUUGGCUCCCAAAGUUGAAAAGAACCUGGUUUUCUCAGUUAGACACUCGUCUCAGACAGAUGAGGACCAGGUCAUGACUGAAUCCGAUGAGUCUCCCUCAGCCAUAAAGAUGGAGGACAUCCCCAAAGCCAAAGUUUCCAUGAUGCCUUGGAGUAGGAAGGGACGUUGUGAAGUGUUGUCUUUCUCUGAGGUCUCAGCUCCCCACGGCGCCCCCCUCAGGCUGGAGGACGAGCAGGGAGAGCCUUGUCCGGAGGGCACAGAGCCCAUCCUGUGUGAGGAGCCAGAGAUGGAGAGUCUUUACCCUAACUUUGACUCUCUGGUCAGGUCUGAAGACAUUAAGAAUGAAGCAACCUCUCAAGAAUCUGCUGGGAGUACCUUCUCUCAAGAGCUUUUGGACUUGUAUACAUUAAAUCUGCAUCGCAUCGAAAAGGAUGUCCAGCGCUGUGACCGGAACUAUUGGUACUUCACUCCUGCCAACCUGGAGAAACUGCGCAACAUCAUGUGCAGCUAUAUCUGGAGGCACCUUGACAUCGGUUACGUACAGGGCAUGUGUGAUCUUCUGGCUCCACUUCUAGUCAUUCUGGAUGAUGAGGCCAUGGCCUUCAGCUGUUUCACUGAGCUCAUGAAGAGAAUGAAUCAAAACUUUCCACACGGAGGAGCUAUGGAUACUCACUUUGCCAACAUGCGCUCUCUAAUCCAGAUCCUGGAUUCUGAGCUGUUUGAGCUAAUGCACCAGAACGGAGACUACACCCACUUCUACUUCUGCUACCGCUGGUUUCUCCUAGACUUCAAGCGAGAGCUGGUGUAUGAUGACGUGUUUGCAGUGUGGGAAACGAUCUGGGCAGCCAAGUAUGUCUCUUCUAGUCACUUUGUCCUCUUCAUUGCCCUGGCACUGGUGGAGAUCUACAGGGAUAUAAUCCUGGAGAACAACAUGGACUUCACUGACAUCAUUAAGUUCUUCAAUGAAAUGGCUGAGCACCACAACAUAAAGAAGAUUUUGACCAUGGCCAGAGAUCUGGUGUGUAAGGUGCAGAUCCUGAUAGAGAACAAGUGAUUGUCCUCUUUGUCUUCUUUUUCCUUCCAAGUAAAGUGUGACCGGCUGUAGCAGCACAAGAGUAAAUUACAUCUGAGCACACAUGCUCUUUCUCUCACUCUCCCUCUCUCACACACACACACACACACACACACACACACACACACACACACACACACACACACACACACACACACACACUCACACACACAUUACACAAAGCCUUUACAAUCACAGUUUGCUGCUAUGAGCCGUAUUGACUGUAUCCACAAUGUUGUUUGUGUUGUCAACAGGUGUAUGAGAAUAUUAUGCUUAAUAUUUGUCAGUAUGUUAAACUAAAAACAAAUGUAUCAGAAAAAACGCAUUUCUUUAAUUUCUAGAUAUUUUUGCCAGAAAUCCCUUAAGUGUCGGUCUUAACCAGAGUGCACUUAAUAUUUUUGAGAUAAGGAUGGUUUUAGUUGCACAUUUCAAACCAAACUGCAGAGCUAAAUUCCACCAGAGACUAUAUUUAUGAGAGAGAAAAAUACAUUGUGAUAAUAGUUUAUAAUAGUUAUUUUAAUAGUCAAAGUCUACACGAUUAAACUUUAAACAUAUCAGCAAGUUAUCCCCCUAUUCCUACCCCUUAAUGAAGGUAAGAAUGUCAGCAGAAUUUACUUUAAUUACAACACCCCAAAAUUAAAUUACUUUUUAAUGAUGGAGAACACUGGCUUGUAGUCCGGAAUGUAACUCCAGUUCUCUUUAACACACAACAUUAAGAAUAAUUUAGCUUUUAGCACCAUGUCAGUGAUUUAGCAUCCAACAGUGUUUUUAAUGUUUUAAUUGAACUGCCUUGUCUGCCAAAUAUUGUCUUCAUUUGUUAUGUGUGAAUUGUGAGUUGUACUGAGAGAAAAAUGUGUUUAACUUAUGAGGAUUAUAUUAUGUAAAAUCAUAACCUAAUAUUUAAGUGACUUACGGAUGUCUGGGUCCUGUUUGUUGAAUUAAGACAGCUUAAAUGAAUUGGGAAGAUCAGAUGACACAGUAAAAACAACAUUUAUUCACAGUGACCAAAUAAAAUGUUUUGUGGGGCCACGUUAUUCAGAUUUGUUACUGUGAGAAUGACUUAAACAGAAAGAUGAAAAUUAAAAUGAUGUUAUGAGGGAAACUGUAUUUAUGUUUUGGCAGAUUUGGGGCUUGUGAGGACUUUCAAUAUAUAUGCUUUUUAUCCCUAAAUUAAUACUAAAGUUGGCCCUCGGUUACCGAUAUUCAAGCUUGUCAAUCAUUGCCUAAAACUUCACUCAGUUGGUCUUCAAGUGUUGUUUCAUGAAUGUGAUAAGAUGAAUUGCUUUUAAUAUUGGUGUUUCUUUGUGAAUGCUAACUGCUGUCAGAAAACCUUUUUUUUUUAAUUAUUGUAACAUUUAUUUAGUAUUUUAUUUAUUUAUUUAUUCAUUUAUUCAU